Messenger RNA from Benincasa hispida (wax gourd), 2337 nucleotides. It is a transcript of the gene BSM, whose product is annotated as Mitochondrial transcription termination factor family protein. Gene Ontology annotation, biological process: developmental process; regulation of DNA-templated transcription. The record is from RefSeq and is a predicted model, not a curated record. Lineage: Eukaryota; Viridiplantae; Streptophyta; Magnoliopsida; Cucurbitales; Cucurbitaceae. Gene Ontology annotation, molecular function: double-stranded DNA binding.
AUAGCAAUUUUCCCGUAACUUUGGCAGCCUUUCGAUUCCUGUUCAAUGUUGAAGGUUGUGAACUCCUCAUGCUUCCGGAUUCGCCUCCACUACCUGGCUCCCAGUGUCCGGCCGACGUCCGAGUCCGAAUCGCCUCUGGUUAAGGUUAUUGGUACGCACAGAGGGUUGCGCCGGAGAAGCACGAAAUUGAGUAGUCGGGCGGUUUUCUGCUCCGAUGCCGGUGAUCGGUCGGAGCGGUCUUGAAAUUGAGGCAAGGCUGCAGAGGCCGGCUCGGUUUUAACAGUUAUUCGGACCGGGCCGACCGACCCAAAUUGGCGUUCGAUUUUAGGGUUCUCUGUCUAGGAACGGACAUCGGUUCCCUCUUACUCUGUCACUCGCAGUCCCACUCACCCUCACCCACCGUCGCUAAGCUGCCGACUACCGUUAACGUCGGCCACUCAGCCACCAUCGCUGUGGUCUCCUUCCGCUGUUGCUCCUUGGUAUCUUCUGGAUCUUUGCCUUCUGCACGUUUGUUUAGUAGAUUCAUGUGGAGAUUAAAGGGAGUUCGAAAUUCUUCCAGAAGAGAAGCAUAAACAAAGGUUCACAAAAGCAGCAACAAUUUCAAAGGUCAACUAUUAGUGUAAAACUUUGAGGGACGAUGAUCAGAGGCCAUGCCGGUGUUUUAAAACCUAGUUUUUCCUUCAUGAUAUUUGAGAUGCCUACUCUUGAAUGUCAUAAGUUCAAAAUUACUGCCCCAUCAACAUUUCAAAUGCCUUCUAACUAUGAGAAAAGGAGGGGUUUGAUUACAAAGCUACAAUAUUCUCAUGGUGAUAGGAGAACAGUCUUUAAAUCUCUGCAUUCAACUAUUUCAUCAAAGCCUUACAACGCUCAAGUGGGUAGAAAAGAAGAUAAAGCUUCAUCACUAUAUAGUCGCCCUAGUUUAGUCGAGAUGAAGAACGUGAGGCUUGAAAACCGUUCAAAGGUUUACGAGUUCUUGCGUGGAAUUGGUGUUGUUCCUGAUGAACUUGAUGGACUGGAGCUUCCUGUAACAGUCGAUGUUAUGAAGGAACGUGUUGAUUUUCUUCUCAAAUUGGGACUUACAAUCGAAGACAUAAAUAACUACCCUCUUGUCCUUGGGUGCAGUGUUAAGAAAAAUAUGAUACCAGUACUUGAUUACCUUGGUAAAUUAGGCGUUAGGAAAUCUACUUUCACUGAGUUCUUAAAACGGUAUCCGCAAGUCCUCCAUUCCAGCGUUGUUGUUGACCUUGCUCCAGUUGUCAAGUAUCUACAAGGCAUGGAUAUCAAGCCAAAUGAUAUCCCUCGCAUUCUCGAGAGAUAUCCAGAAGUAUUGGGGUUUAAGCUUGAGGGAACCAUGAGUACUUCAGUGGCAUACUUGGUAGGAAUUGGAGUUGCAAGAAGGGAAAUUGGAGGUGUUUUGACCAAAUAUCCUGAAAUUUUGGGAAUGAGGGUUGCUCGAGUAAUCAAGCCUUUUGUUGAGUAUCUUGAAAGUUUGGGCAUUCCAAGAUUAGCAGUGGCUAGGUUAAUAGAGAAACGACCUCACAUUCUGGGGUUUGGAUUGGAAAAAAACGUCAAACCCAAUAUCCAAUUGCUCUUGGAGUUCAAUGUAAGAGAAGCAUACCUUUCUUCGAUAGUGGCACAGUAUGCUGAGAUCAUAGGAAUGGACCUGGAAGGUAAGCUUCAAACUCAGAGAAAUUUACUAAAAUCAUUAAUUGAAUUGGACGACGAUAAUUUUGGUGCUAUCAUUGAAAAGAUGCCGCAAAUCGUUAGCCUCAGCAGUUCAGCUGUGAUAAACCAUGUAGAUUUCUUAAAAACUUGUGGGUUUUCCUUGCUUCAAGUAAAGAACAUGGUUAUAGGUUGCCCCCAGUUGCUUGCUUUGAAUAUUGACAUAAUGAAACACAGCUUUGAGUUUUUCCAUAUGGAUAUGGGAAGGCCCUUAGAAGACUUGGUCGCUUUUCCUGCAUUCUUUACUUAUGGUUUAGAGUCCACAAUAAAGCCCAGACAUAGGAAAGUUGUACAGAAGGGAAUCAGUUGUUCACUUUCAUGGCUCCUCAAUUGUUCUGAUGAAAAGUUUGUGGAAAGGAUGAGCUAUGAUACUAUAGAUAUGGAGGAGAUGGAGACCAUACCAACAUUCGAUAUGAAUUCUCUUAUACAACCUCAAAACAAUGAGUCGGAUUCUGAGUAUGAAGAGGAUAGUGAGGAGGAGACUUAACAGGCUGCUUCCUUGGCUGGAAGGGUAAUGGCUAUUUUGAAAACUUAUGGGUAUCAUCAUUAGAGCAUGUAACACUUUGAGAAAGGUAGUUCCUCCUGUUUUAUUCUACCAUAUUAAAUUUGACCAUA